Zeugodacus cucurbitae (melon fly) is the source of this 948-nucleotide messenger RNA. RefSeq lists its product as uncharacterized. The record is from RefSeq and is a predicted model, not a curated record. NCBI's taxonomy places the organism in Eukaryota, Metazoa, Arthropoda, Insecta, Diptera, Tephritidae. The transcript is spliced from 2 exons. Bases 155 to 859 code for a protein of 234 amino acids.
GCGGUCAAAUGCAGCUUCCGUGAAGCGCUGAGCGUUAAACGCGCGUGUGUAGGCUAGCAAAUGUCGUUCAUAUAAAUAGAGUGCCCCACGGCUGUUGGAGUAUUAUCAAACUUUGACCGUUGUGGAGUUAACAGUUCGAGAAGCAAAAGAGAAAAUGAAACUCUUCGUUGCGCUUUCCUUCGCCUUGUUGGCCUUCGCUGCCGCUGAUGUCUCGCAUCUCGGCUACGAUUAUCCUGCUCCCCACCAUGAGGAGGUGAAAUCUGAGCCAAUUGCGCCACAGAAUACCUACAUUCCACCUCCACCACCACCACCGCCACCAGCACCACAAAACACUUACAUUCCACCAGCACCACCAGCGCCACCAGCUCCAGUCCAUGAAGCCGUGCACUCGCAACCAAUUGCUCCUCCUCCACCACCACCACCACCAGCACCACAGAACACCUAUAUCCCACCUGCACCACCAGCGCCACCAGCUCCAGUCCAUCAUCCAAUUGCUCCUCCUCCACCACCACCACCACCAGCACCACAAAAUACCUAUAUCCCACCUGCACCACCAGCACCUCCAGCUCCAGUCCAUGAGGCCGUGCACUCGCACCCAAUUGCUCCUCCUCCACCACCACCACCACCAGCACCCCAGAACACUUACAUCCCACCUGCACCACCAGCACCUCCAGCUCCAGUCCAUGAGGCCGUGCACUCGCACCCAAUUGCUCCUCCUCCACCACCACCACCACCAGCACCACAGAACACCUACAUUCCUCCUGCAGCCGCUCCAGCUCCAGUGCCAUCCGCUUCCCUGGAAGCUGACGGUUACCACUACAAGACUGUCCGUCGCGUAGUCUACAGACACCGUUUCUAAACUGUUUUCACUUUUCCCUGUGGGAAAUGUACCUGAGUUUGUUCUGAAUCUAAAUCUAAAUAUAAAUUGUUAAUCUUUCAUAUAUAAAA